Messenger RNA from Stegodyphus dumicola, 4286 nucleotides. RefSeq lists its product as uncharacterized. The record is from RefSeq and is a predicted model, not a curated record. NCBI's taxonomy places the organism in Eukaryota, Metazoa, Arthropoda, Arachnida, Araneae, Eresidae.
UGUCUUAUAUUAGAACUUAUUCAUCAAAUUCUACAAAUUUUCUCGAAAUUUAUUUUUAUAAAUCCCGUGACCUCAUUUUCAGUUUCGUAUUCUGUCCGUUCGUGUGAAAAGCUUAGCACUAUUUAACUAUUCGACAGACAGAUAACUGUGCGCUCGAAAAGUCCGUCUCACCUAACAGCAAAAGCGACACUUCGAGCAAACUUAAAUCAAGAUGUAAAAUUAAACCACUUAUUUUAAAACGAUACUAGAAGUCUUUGUUUCUUUGAACUCUGAGAACAUCACCACGAGGUUGCCAGCUGUUUUGUCUCGAGAGUUUUUAUCUCCAGAAAUCGACACAGCUGAACUUUCUGGAAACAGACUGAAAUCAUAAAGUUAUCGCCGAAAUUGGCAGCAAAGAAGGUUUUUCACUAUUUUUUAUUGCCAGGAGGAAAUGUAAACAUUUUUACUAGAUGUUUCAUAUUUAUAUUUGGAAAAUGACUUUUUUGGUUUCUUUAUCAAAUAGAUAAUAAAUAUGAAUUUAAUUUAAAACGGUUACGAUGUUUUGCAUCAUUUCAUAUAAUUAAUGAUCGCCAAAUUUAGUUUUGCCCAUAGUCAGCAAUUGGCGAUAUAUGAUAAAAGCGUGCCAACUCAGCAAUUGUUUACGUUUAGUUGACCACGUAUGAAAUAUUUUCUGAGAAACUGCGCUUUGGACUCUUGCUACAAGUAUCAAGUAGAAUAUCGCAGAGUUUUUGAUAUUCUGUUUAGGAAAUAUAUGUGAUGCACUUCGGGUAACUUUUGCAUAAAUUUUCCUUUUAAGUGAAAGUUUUGAUAGCUAUGGCGAAAGUUCUUCAGCCCAUCAUUUCUUGCCUGAAAAAAUCUGAAAUCGAGGAUGGAAAAGAUAGCUCACCAGAUAGGGAUAAAAGUGGUUCUUCGUCAGAUAACGCACCUGAAGAAGUGCAACCGGGAUUAAUAUGGCGAAUGUCAUCCCAGUUAUACAACAUUGGCUCCGGAGCUGUCGGAUUAGGUGUCGGAAGCGUGAAAUGGGCUGCUUCAACAACUUACACUGUUGGCACUGGAGUAGUUUCAGCAACACAAACUGUGGUAUCUAAAGUUGUGCCAUCAGCAAUGCCAAAACCCAAAAAGGAAUGAUAUGUAUGUUCUUUUCCCUAGUCUUUGCACUCUGAAUCAAGAAAUUAGAUGUUUGCUGUAUCAGUGUGCAUUAACUUCUUUUAUCAGCCAGUAUUUACAUUUUUCUUGUGUAUUGUAUUGUGUGCUUAAAAGGGCAUAUCUUUUAUAGACUUUUUCAAGUAUAAAUGUUUUUAUGCAUUUAUUUUUGUAGUAAUUUCUUUUGAGUUAAAUGCUAUAUAUGGCCCAAAUGUUAUAAAUCAUCUCAUUUUUUAAGAGUACCUGCUAUUUAGGUCAUAGUGUUAUGCUGUGUUUUUAUGUAAAUUUGUUUUGAUAUUUCAGACUUUCUUUUUAACUAGUAUGGGUUCAGGUUAAGAAAAAGUAUAAUUAUUUUUAUUAAGAAUUUGCAAAGGUAUUAACUAUCUUUAUGUAGAAUCUAAUAUGGUUAAAUAGAUAGAUGCAUGUUUAAACAAAGUUCAUCUAUUAAAACAUGCAUUCAAAAAAAAAGAGAGGAUUUGUCAGGCAAUUCAUAUUUUUUUCUUUUUUUAUAUGAGGCAUCAAGAAAUUGAGCACAACUGCGAAGUUCAAAUAUCAAGUUUUUGCUUUGUUUUAAUGUUGUGUGUUUUUAUUCAUUGAGCAAGAGCUUGUAUUUGAAUAAUAAUUUUCCGUGUCACGCUGUUCAUAAAGUUUUCAUAUCUAAAAUUUUUAGCUUAAGAAGGACAUCUCAAAAUAAAGAGCUAGUUAAGUUGUUUUUUGUCUAAUUAAAGCUAAGUCAUAAUUGUAGAGUUGUAAAAAUAUUGUUGCGUGCGUACAGGUUCAUAACAGAUUGAAUUCACACAGCUCUGAUGAUAGGUUGAUAAAAUUUAUUUUAUUGAACGAAACACUUCAGGAAUCUGGAACUUUCCGGAAAAAAUAGUCAUGCAACUCAUCAGCAUAUCACAGAGUAUGAUCAAUAGUUGCACUUCACACUACUAUGAACAUUAAAUACAACACAAUGUAAAGCGCGGCUAAAGACUGAAGCUAAACUGGAAACAGUACCCGGAACUCGUGCUGGGAUAACAGUUAACAGCAACAACUAAUGAGAAGAGAUGCUGUCUCCAGCCUUAUAUAGUUUUCACCUGGCCACCAAGAUAUUUCUAGUACUUUCUGCUUCUUUAAAUUACUGGAAGGCUAUUAUUAAUUGAAAUUACACCUAAUAUAGUGAUCGAUUGCAUUUAUUCAAUGACAAUUUGGUUAUUUGCCAAAUUUGGCAGCAAACCGUUGCCAGCUUGAUGAUAUCUUGUCAAAUUACCAAGUUUUCCGGCAUAGCUUGUACUGUCUAGAUUUUUUUAUGUUACGUUAUGCAGAAAAAUACGAUUUCACAUAUAACUGCACUAAAAUCUUCCAUCUGUGUACAAAAUUCUUAACAAUAUAUUUUACUUCAGAUUAAGCUUAUUUUUAGUACAAUUCAAAGCAUGAGAAAUAGCUUUAAUGUUCUUUUCGAUAUGCAUAGGAAAUGCUAGUAUUAAAAUGACAGCACUUUUGAUGUCAGUGUUAAGAACUAUUAUUGUGUAAAAUAAUGAAUAUUAUUGGAUUUAAAUAUCUUAUUAUAUUUGUAUUGUUUCUAAUAUUAAGUUAUUCUGUUACUGAACAUUCUGUCUGUUGCAUAUAUUUGAAUUAUAUUCAUAUGAAUGUAACUAUUUAAGUUACAUUGUUUUGUGUUCAGAUUUGUUUCUUGUUGUCUAUAUAUUACCCUACAUUCUAAAAUAUUUUGUUCCCUUAUUACCCUACGAUCUAAACUAUUUUGUUUCCUUGUUAUAGCUUAUAUCCUUGAGAUUAUUUUUUUCUUUAAAAGUAAAUGGCAUUAUUAUGCAAAUUGAGGUGAUAAAUACUGUAUAAAUUAAUGCUGUGUAACUGGUAUUAAGAAGCCUAUCUAUGUAAAAAGUUUUAAAUUGUAUUUAUAAAUAAUAAUAUAUAUAUAUAUAUAUAUAUAUAUACAUAAAGAAGUAAAGUAAGAAAUUUUUCACAAAGACCAAUAUAUACAUACACAUUGUGUGUGCAUGUGUGUAACUAGCAUUUAUAUUUUGACAAAAUUUUGAGAAAAUUAUUUUUAUUUUCUAUCAUUUUUUAUGUAAUUUGUGAAACAUGUUCUGAAAUUUGAUCAUUUUACUGUAGAUGGUGACUUCUGCUGAAUAAGCAACUUAAUGUGAAUCUGAGCUUUUUCAGAUGUUUGUUAAACAAGUUUAACAUAGUAUUUUGGAAUUCAUCUUUUAAGAUAAUGUGCUUUAUUAGUAUGUGUACACUAUCUAAUUGAUCUUUAAAGCUUAACAGGCUUUCAAGGUUAUUGUUUGAUUGUGAAUCAAUGCAAGGCUCUAAUGAGUUCAAUUAAAUGCAUAAUCAAUUUCAGUUGAGAGAGAAAGUGCCUUUGGGAUAUUUUAAAAAUAUUUGAUAUUUAAGAAAAUUUUUUAGUUCUGCAUGUGAACAAUGUUUGCUCAACUUGAUUUCAAUGAUAACAUUGAGCAACAUUUUGUUGCCAGUGCAUUUAUUGUUUUUAUUUUAAAAAAAAAGUAAUCUGACCAAAAAAUCUGCAUUCGUUAUAAAAAUAUCACUGUACCGGUAAUUUAAUUUUAAAUAUGGAUUCUAUCAUUUAUUUUUAAAAACAUCUUGUUAAAUAAAUUUUAUUCAUUACAAAAUAAUGUAUAGUUCUGAAGCAUACUUUAAGCACUGAGUUUGAAAAUAAUCAUAAGGAACCUUGUCUGAAAAUAAUCAUAAGGAAGUCUUGUUUCUGUGUCCUAAGUAAAUCUAGUCUGUGUGCUGUUUUAAAUAGAAUAUUUAAUUAAAAAUAAUUAAUCACAUGCCCCCCCCCCAAAAAAAAAGUAGAAGGUAGGUUUUAAACUGAAUAUCUGUUUUAUAGACAAGGUAGACGUUUAAAGAAACUAUCUUCAAAUGUUUCUGACUUUGCUUUUAUACACAAAUAAAAAUUAGCAAGUAUAUAUCCAUAAUGAAAAUAAAGUAUAGUAUGUGAAUAAUUUAUUGGGUACUUGGAUAUUAGCAUACACCUUAGCACAGUUUGAUGAAUUUAUAAGAGAAACAGAACAAGGACUUUUUGUUGUAAAACAAAAUAUUUGUUACAUGCAUAUUACUGCAUACAUAUUUUAUAUAUCAACUGUGCAUUUAUCUUACAAAAAAAAAAAAAAAAAAAA